Drepanopeziza brunnea f. sp. 'multigermtubi' MB_m1 is the source of this 408-nucleotide messenger RNA. Lineage: Eukaryota; Fungi; Ascomycota; Leotiomycetes; Helotiales; Drepanopezizaceae. The record is from RefSeq and is a predicted model, not a curated record.
AUGCAAUUCUCACUCGCCGUCCUCGCUGGCCUCGUCGCCAUCGCCUACGCAGAGAUCAACUGCUCCUGCACAGGCGCUCUGCAACUCUCGGUCCAAUGCUGCCCGCAAGCAUCCUUGUGGAGUGAGCCCCCCUCUCCUCACCACCCACCCCAAAUGACCCAAAGAGCUGUUCGACUAAUCACGGGACAUUCCACGCAGACGGCUACGAGUGCGAACUUAAGGGAGCCAGCCAGGCUGAUUACACGAAUUGUUGCAAGCCCGGCCCAUAUGGCGCCAACUGCAGAAACACGUAGAUGCAGAUGUGCACCACCUGUGUUCUAUGCCAGGGAGGCCAUGAUAGAAGCGAGGUGGCGGGUGGAGGGUGGAAGGUGGAAGGUGGAAGGUGGAAGGUGGAAGGUGGAGGGAUGA